Molecule: messenger RNA, 3837 nt
Organism: Neohortaea acidophila
Lineage: Eukaryota; Fungi; Ascomycota; Dothideomycetes; Mycosphaerellales; Teratosphaeriaceae
Product: putative serine esterase-domain-containing protein
Exons: 1
Coding region: 195-3734 (1179 amino acids)
Molecular function (GO): monoacylglycerol lipase activity
Source: RefSeq, a predicted model, not a curated record
CAUUUCCCUCGUCAUCAAUCAAACCUGUCAUCUCGCCGUGAAUUACAAUCCUGGACCUUGCCGGAGAUCGCGGAGUUUGUUCAAACCUGUCUAUCGUGCUGCCGGUUGCUGCUUUGCCUAGAUCAGCAUGUUGUAGCCACACCGCAGCCCAAGUCGUGUCCUUGGGCAUCCCGAUCCACGCCUAGGCCGCAAGCAUGCUCCUCCUCCACCAGGCAGGCAGCGUGAAGGUGGGAGAGGUGGUGCGCUACACCCUCACCUACACCCCCGCCAACGACCGCAUCCUCCCCACUCCCUCGCAUCUACACGUCAAGGUCAAGAACACCUCGGCCAUUCCUUUGCGCGCCGCCUGGGUACAUGGGCCCUACUGUAUCCAUGUCUCCGCCUAUCCGAGCACCUUCAACCCACACCAAAAAACAGAAGAUCCGAGCAAGGAGGGCGAGCCGCAGUAUGAACCCAUGCUCAAAGCCGGAGGCAGCUGGCAGGCGAAACUGCUCGUGCCUGAGAACAUCCGAGAGACUGGCGCACAUCUGGGCAAGAGGAAGCCUAGCACACGAGAGACGGGCCCGGCGGAAAACGAAAGCCAGCCCAGCGUCACGUGGAUCAUCGAAGUCGCAUCGCAGAUUCUCUUUUCCAACUCCGCGUCUGUACAUUUCGAAUUCCUGGCUAGUCGCGACGAACGCGGUCUAGAUCUUGGAUUCGCAGCCGUGGCUAGCCAUGGCCACGGCGGCCCGGGCCAGAUCCAACAACUCACCACGGAUAGGGAAAGGAAACGAGCUCGAGACAAGGGCCACGUCCAAACCGCUGGCGUGUACACCAAGGCUGUUCGGUUGGUUGUGGAAGACACGGAGAUAUUGUGGGACAAGCCGCCCCUGCCGACGGCCGACGGCUACGACGAAAGACAGAAGCGUUCCACAGACACAUGGAAGGAAGACGAGGAGAGCGAGCGGACGGGAAGAUCGACGUCGAAGGACGAAAAGAAGCAGAAGAAGAAGAAAAUUCACCUCGUUGUCCUGACUCACGGUCUGCACAGCAACACUGGUGCAGACCUGCUCUUUUUGAAGGAGUCCAUCGAUGCUACAGUGAGGCAAGCGAGGAUGGACGCUAAGAGGCGGAGAGAGAGCUAUUCGUCCAAGCGCCAACGCACCGAGGAGGUCUCCAAGUCCGAAGACGCCGAUAACAACAAAGAAGUCGACCACACUGCGGCUGGCGAAGGGACAGCGACUGCUCCGCUCUCCGGAGGUCAGGAGGACCUUAACGAAGCUUCCUAUGACUCCGACGAGGAGGAAGAGACCAUCGUGCGCGGCUUUACUGGCAACGCCGUUCGCACUGAGAACGGAAUACAAUACCUUGGCAAGCGCCUGGCCAAGUAUAUCCUUCGCUUCACCUAUCCAGAUCAGCUGUACCUGCCCGUCAAGAAAAGCCUGACCACCGCUCUCAGCGACACGUUCCGAAGCGAGGACUCCAAGGCCAAACGGGACGGCAUCCCCGUGCACUCCGGCAGUAGCAUCCAUGAGCCAGGUUCUAGUCAGGAACAGGAUGGCCUUCCAUACACCUUCACCAAAAUCUCCUUUGUCGGGCACAGCCUAGGAGGCUUGAUCCAGACUUACGCCAUCGCUUACAUCCACAAACACAAUCCCACGUUUUUCACGCAGAUCAAGCCCGUCAACUUCAUCUGUAUGGCUUCGCCUAUGCUCGGCUUGAGCAAUGAAAACCCCAUGUACGUCAAGUUUGCGCUCGACUUUGGCCUCGUCGGGCGGACAGGCCAAGACUUGGGCCUGACUUGGAGACCACCCACGAUCGCGCGAGGCGGCUGGAAUGCUGUUAUCGGCGGUCUCGGAGCGGGUAACAAAGAUCAGAAGGCCGAAGACCCCAGUGCUAAACCAUUACUCCGAAUACUACCCACCGGCCCGGCGCAUCAAGUCCUGAGAAUGUUCCGAAAUCGCACGGUGUACUCGAACGUUGUCAAUGAUGGUAUCGUCCCGCUACGGACAAGUUGCCUCCUAUUUCUGGACUGGAGGGGCCUGGGCAAGGUCGACAAAGCCCGGCGUGAGAACGGCUUGAUCGGAACCGUGGCCGAGUGGGGCUGGGCAGAACUGACAGGUCAGAAUUCCAAUGCUUUGGCUGCGAGAAUUGCUGCAGGGUCACCCGGGAGUGGCGGCGGCGUUGAUGAUGAUGACGAUGAUGAUAACGAAUACGUUCGCCGGGGCGAAGGGGAGGCUGUGCCACAGCCAGAUGAGGACGAAGUGAGUAUGGAUGCAAGACGUGUAACCACACGCGACAGUUACGAUGAAUCCACCGGCCGCAACGGGUCGUCCUCCACCGGCCGCAAUGGUUCGUCAGAUGGCCCCAACACGGCUGCAACGGUUCCUCAGGAUCAGCAGCAGUCCGAGCAGCAGCAUCAAGGCGUGCUGGAUAGCUUCUUCAAUUUCUUUCGGUCUGGCGGGGAUCAAAAGUCUGCCCAUCACCCUUCAAAGAAGACCACAAAGGCACUCAGACGAGGGCAGGUUGUGCAGCAAACGGAAGAAGAGGAGAGAACCACCAGCAAUCCAACCAUGCGUCCCCAUCUGACACAUGCACACACUGGGCAGGUUCAACCAGAGGAACGACCAUUGGCAAGUCGCGGUGAUAGUCUCACGGGCGAGACGGGCGAGCUUCAAGCGCCGCCCAGGACCUCCAUCUUCGAAUCCGCGGGCGACAUUCUGCACCCUCCACUGCCGAGUAGAGCGUGGUUGAUCGACCCCAGUAGCCGAACGCGCACCAUUUUCCACGACCGGGUCUACCACCCUGAGGACAUUCCCGCGCCGCCGCCUUCACGACCAGGCUCGCGCUUUACACGAUCUCUGAAAUCGGAGCUGAGCCUUAGAGGAAGUAAGUCCUCUCAAUCAUUGGAAAGCCACGAUUCUGCAGGUACCGGAGGCAUGAAGGUGGAAGAGAAGAUUGCCCGGGCAUAUCACCGCGAUCUGAGCUGGCGAAAGGUGCUCGUGCGGCUCGAGCCCGACGCGCACAACAACAUGAUUGUGCGACGGAUGUUCGCAAAUGCAUAUGGCUGGCCGGUCGUCAAGCACCUGUGCGACACACACUUUGCAGACACGUAUGCGGCGAAUACGAGGGAUGAGAAUGAGCCGGCUCGCGAACGGGCAGUGGACAUGAACAAGCCGAUCCCAGAAACCGGUGAAGAAGUUGCGGAGCAGACCGCACGACAGGUCCCGGAACGCACAGCGAGUGAGGUCAGAGAAGCGCGGGAUGAGCUCGCAGAUUUGGAGACCCCUAGGGAGGGUGCCACAAGCAGCUACACUUUGAAGCCAUCUUCCGUGCAUUCACGAUCCAGCACCGGCACAUGGGAUGACGAGUGGUUGGAAGGCGAUGACGACGACGAUAGUGACGUGGACGAACGCAAUCUGGUGCAACGCCUCAUCAACCCAAUGGCGGUCAAGAAGCAACAACCAUCACCUCAGCCUGCCAAACAGAGGAAGGCGAACGAUGAACCGCCAAGCACGCCGAGCCAACCGUACACUGAUGGCCAUCGCGGUCUUUCCCCCACGACAUUACGGAGCCCGAGAUCGGGGGCUGAGGCUGUGAAGCCGACCUUCAACAGCGCGGACGUGGAACGUGUUGCGAGUGGGACCAGGGGGGUCCCCGAAGCGCGGGGAAGCACUGCAGACGUCGGGCUAGGAAGGAAGGUCGAAGAUCAGACAUCUCCGACUAAGAGUCGACGAAAGAGCCGCGAGCCAUGAUGCCACGAAUGCAAUGCAAGAUGAGACUUGGUGAUGAAGGUCACACCGGGCGUGAAUUGUAGAAAUCGGUCGCCAUAGGAGAUACCACCGAAUAGUCUGCUCA